UAAUUGUGCUCAUGGACGACCACACCAUGGGCGACGAGCGUUGGCCUACGCGCGAGAAUAUUGUGCGCGCGAUGCGCGACCUCGUGGCUGGCGCACAGCCCGGCGAUCAUUACGUCUUUCAUUUCUCUGGCCAUGGUGGCCAAGUAAAGAACGAAGACGGGACGGAGAAGAGCGGCUUUGACGAUGUCAUCUGGCCGGUGGAUAUUGAGCUUCGAGACGACGAUGACUUUGAAAACUACAUCAAGGAUGAUGAGAUCCACGACAUCCUGGUCGAGCAUGUACCCCCAGGUGCUCACUUCAUGAUGGUCUUCGACUGCUGCCACUCCGGAACGAUGGCAGAUCUACCCAACGAUAGUGAGGACACCCGUCCACCGUCACCAAGCUCUGCAUCCUCGGGCACGAUGUUUCCCCCCUCUGCUGUCAAGAACAUCCGUGUCCGAGGCACGCACGAUGUUUCCGGCACAGAUGGUACGGAGAGGAAGGUGAAGCAGGCCAAGUUCUCGGCGCCUCUUCCUCCGCAAGAGACAGUCAUCGACGACGAGCAGCCUACAUCCGCCGAUGUGACGUCUUGGGGUGCAUGCUUGGACGACCAGAUAACUUUGGGCGGAAGGAGCGGCGGCAUCUUCAUCAAGGCCUUCGCUAAUGCGCUCCGGAAAAAUCCUAUGGAAACUUAUGAGCAACUACUCCGCACCGUCACGCGCGAGCUCGCUAAAAUCACCGCUUCCGUGAAUUUUCAUAAUCAUGAAGACUAUGACCCACCGACCCCAGAGCUGGAAAGCUCUAUGCCGAUGGAUCAAGUGUAUGACAGGCCGAUUGACAUAUGAGGCGGGCUCAGCUUUCCAAGAGUUAUGGCGCAUUCUCGACAACCACAUUAUUAUCGUUGAAAAGGCCGACCCUUGUUCAAAGUCGUAUGAUAGAGAUCGGUACUAAUGGUGCUCACGUUGGAAGGCUUGCAUAUCUGUGUGCCCGGA
Molecule: messenger RNA, 971 nt
Organism: Laetiporus sulphureus 93-53
Lineage: Eukaryota; Fungi; Basidiomycota; Agaricomycetes; Polyporales; Laetiporaceae
Product: peptidase C14
Exons: 15
Coding region: 27-824 (265 amino acids)
Biological process (GO): proteolysis
Molecular function (GO): cysteine-type endopeptidase activity
Source: RefSeq, a predicted model, not a curated record